Molecule: messenger RNA, 454 nt
Organism: Geodia barretti
Lineage: Eukaryota; Metazoa; Porifera; Demospongiae; Tetractinellida; Geodiidae
Source: the annotation of a GenBank genome assembly
CACGCGCAUGCGUAUAAAGCCACGUGGCCGUCAGUACCAGAAUUUUCCUUGGCUUUGUGAUCGUUUCUGCGCCCCAAGGAAGAGAUGGCAGCGGUAAAAAGGUUCAGACCUCUACUUGACCGCGUUCUUGUACAGAGACUCUCUCCAGAGACGAAAACUAAGAGUGGACUGGUUAUACCUGAGAAGGCACAGGAGAAAGUGAACGAAGCAAAGGUCGUUGCCGUGGGGGCGGGAGGCAGGAACAAGGGCGGAGAGGUGGUCCCAGUGUCUGUUACCAUCGGCGACACUGUUCUAGUACCAGAGUAUGGUGGAACCAAACUCAAGUUUGACGACGAGGACUAUGUUCUGCUGAGGGAUGGAGACAUUCUUGGGACUUUCAACAGCUGAAGCACAUCAUCCGAAUCACAUUAUUUGGCUGCUUAUAUCGUAUAUAGUUGAAGUUUUUUUGCCGUGC